Molecule: messenger RNA, 1076 nt
Organism: Drosophila navojoa
Lineage: Eukaryota; Metazoa; Arthropoda; Insecta; Diptera; Drosophilidae
Product: serine protease 1
Biological process (GO): proteolysis
Molecular function (GO): serine-type endopeptidase activity
Source: RefSeq, a predicted model, not a curated record
GGUUAUGCGCCCCAGCCAAUUGAGAAUAUUCGCCGGAACGUCACGGCGGCUUUUCAGAUCGGACGACACACAAGAGCUUCUCGUGAAAAAACUCAUCACACAUCCGAAAUUCAGUCAUAGUAGCCUAACAAAUGAUGUUGCUGUUAUAACUCUCAAAACCAAAGUGAAAAUCGAUGGAAUUACUGCCGAUGUGAUACCCAUACCGAACAAGGAGCCAACAAUAGGAGCGAAGUGCACAGUGAUUGGAUGGGGUACUGUUAUUCAGUUUGGUCCAACACCUGACGAAGUGCUCAACGCCGAUGUCUAUAUUCAACCAUAUGCCAUAUGCAAACAAGAUACAUUAUUUACAAAGGGAAUGCUUUGCGCCGCAGACAUAAACGACUACGAGGUGGACAGCUGUCAAGGGGAUUCGGGGGGUCCGUUAAUUUGCGAUGGGUUCGUAACUGGCAUCGUCUCCUUUGGUAUUGGCUGUGGGGAGAGGGGCUCAUAUGGAGUGUACUCCGAUGUAUACUACUAUCGCAACUGGAUAAACAACAAUAGAGCCACCCAACAGAAACUGAAUGGCUUGCCGGCUUUCGCGCUGGCAAUAGCAAUAGCCUUACGAGCUUUUCGAAUUCAAUAUUUUUAGUACUUAUUCCUAAACAGGGCUCAAGCGACAUGGGAACUUCAUUUUUUAUGAGAGAUGAAAAUAUGCAAUAAUUCGCACUUUCGACGCAACAGGUGCGUGGCUGCGGCUUGCGGCUGGCAUUCUGCAGAUGACAAGCCAAAAUUGAGUGAAAUCAUGGCGCUGAAGUCUUCUGGAAAUUCCAAAACCAGCGACAAAAUGCGGUGACCAACAGGCUUACCCGCAUGCACUCACAUUCCCACACCUACACACCCACACCCACAUCUACACCCACACACACACCCACACAGCCACACACCCAAUAAAGCAUACACGAGCUCAUUUUAGGCAACAGUUUAUGGUUUAUGAAUGGCUGUGUUUGCUGUGCCUGACAGUAAUUAUCGCAUCUCGAGAGGAGCGAAGAGGAGUGGCAGUGUCUCUAAAAUACAACUCGUAGAUUGUCAAUAAGUUU